UAAAGUUAAGAAUGGCAAAGUUCGAGGAAGAAACAGAUGCCUUUAGUAGGCUUUAUAAAAAGACAGAAUUUGAUAACUUGCUUUUAAAACUUGGAGGAUGGUCACGAUUUCAACAAAUACAAUGGGUCCUCCUCUUCCUCGCCGCUGUUCCCCAAGCAUGGUACACUUACGCCCCAGCUUUCGCUGCCGCAAAGCCAAAAGAAGACCAGAUUUACUGCAUUGGAAAGCCGGAGAUAGAAGGGAAAUCAUUUUGCGCUGCGUGGCAAAACAAAACUUGCACAGAUGCUGGCUACAGGACGCCUUACAAUUCCAUUGUUACUGACGUAAGUGUUUUUGUUUACUUCAACCUGACCUUGAAAAAUUUGGGAUUCUAAGAGAAAAAGACGAGAGGGGUAACCGAUUUUGCAUGGCAGCUAGAAAAAUGUUACAAUGAGGAAAUGAUAAGGCACGCUGCCGUUAUGUAUCGCGUGAUUUCACCCCGUUAUGUAAGUUGAGUAGAUUAUCUAUCUGAUCACGUAAUUAGUUAUUAUUUUCCCAGAAGGAGUAUGUAUUCUUUCCUCCAAUGUUUUCUUAUUCAAAGAAGCUCAACUGCCUCAAUAGCUUUAAUUUGUAGCGUUCUCUUCACAGAAUUAGGUAGAAAUUAUGAAAAUCCCCAAUAGGGUGAAUUCCGUGCGUUCCUCUGUCUUACCCGCACUUUUUCGAAUCGUAACUUAGACAAACUUUCCACAUCGCCCUAAUGCUCUGUAAAUGCCUAAAGUUUCUGACUCAGAGUAAAACUCACGUCAUAUCAUAUCCAUUGUCUGCAUGUUUUUAAACAAACAAGCGAAUGAUUUCGUGCAAAUCUUUGCUUAAAAGUAAGAAUAUGCUGUAUGGCCAGAAGUUGUGCCCUUAUCUGAUUUGUUCAGAUUAUCUGUUGUCGUGAUAUUGGUGAACUAGUCUGCGUAGCUGGAGGUAAUGUGCAGUAGUCGAGUGAGAUUUGGCGGCAAAGCCUUCACGAGCGGCGUAAGCCGCGAGCGAGAAAUAGGUAUUUCAACGCGUCGUUCCCACGACUCCCACGACUCCGCCACCAGGUAUUUCAACGCGUCGUUCCCACGUCUCCGCCACCACAACUUUAAUCGCGCACCAAGACAAUACCGCCAGCUACGCAGGCUAUUGGUGAAUGGACGUGACAAAUAUGAAAGGUGAUAUUUGAUAAAUUCAAAUCUGGUUUCUAUGUCACUUUUAAAUAAAUGGAAAAAAUUACUCGCAAUAAAGUCGAUCGCACGGUAUAUAUGUUACCAGGAGAUUUUUAUACUUGAAGGGAAAUUUUUAGCCUUUGAAAACAGCCGUUUCUCCACGCUCUUCGCUAGGAAAUUUUUAACUAUUUUGUCCAAGAGUGUAGGUCGGCGAGUCCUCAAUGAACAUUUUUAAAGCCCCUAAACGCUUGAGUAACAGUCAAGAAAAUAUAGGAAAUGUAAGAAUGUAAGUAAGCAAGGACUACUAAAACUCUUCUCUUGUAGUAUUAUUUUUACUCAUCACUAACGCAGGAAAUUUACAGAGAACCAUGAGUAGAAUUGCAGGUACAUCAGUUAUGCUUUUUAUGUUCCUUUUAGUGGGAUAUUUUGUGCGACGACGCAAAGAAAUACGUGCCACUCACGAAGACCAUAUUCUACGCGGGCAAACUGUUCGGUGCGUACUUUUUCGGCUGGGUAUCCGACAGAUAUGGGCGCCGAAUGACCUUACUUAUCACUAUGCUUGUGCAGUUCAUUGCAUCCUUGAUAGAAAGCUUCUCUGUCAACUUCACCAUGUAUGUUGUGCUUAGGGUCCCUCUUGGAAUAUGCAGUGGAGGUAAGAUCACAUUCUUACAUGUAUCAUUGUAUAGAUGAUGUGAGUGUCCAUUGGGGUUGUGACAAUAUAACAUAACCUAGGGGAGGUUUUGUAUCCAGCGGUUUUAGUGAAAACGAGGGUUUGUGGUAGUUGCUUAGUCUCGCGGGCUCACAAAACCUCCUUAGGUAGAUCUCAUUUUGUAUUUGCCGUCCCUUGGAGCCUCUCGCGCUGGAUUCCCGUCCUCUGGAUUUCGUGACUCAGGAUCAGUGGCUGCAAACAAUGUGCACUUCCGUUCAGGGCGAGACUCGUUCCCAGUCCCUUCCCUUUUUAUUCUUAGAGCGAGUGGCGGUCACAGCGUUUUGGGCAUCCCCGCGUUUUGGGCAUCCCCAUUCCCAAAUCCCUAGCGUUUUGGGCAUCCCCUUCUCAUAUUACUGCAGCGUUUUGGGCAUCCCCCGGUACCCUCCCGGGAUGCCCAAAUCCCUAGUGUUUUGGUCAUCCCCUCCAAAAAAAUGCUGGAUUUCGCGGGAAAAUCGAAAACGUUUUAGAGAUGGCUUCCGCUAAAUAUAGAAAUCUUUUCCAGUGUCUUAAAAAGAAGGCUUAUCAGGAAGGCUUUACAAAGCAAAAAAAACGACUCUGCGAAAAUUUGCCAAAAAGUUCUAGUAUGACUCAAAAUUAGAGUCCUUGUUCUAGGUGGCCAAGGAGAAGGAUGGCACAGCGCUUCGACGACUUGUUAUCACCGAGUAAGAGAAAGGGAGGGUCUUCGAAGAGUGCCACUCUGCUCCUUUCUCUGGACACGCCGUCCGCGAUAAUACUUUUGCACCCUGUGAAGGUUGUUCCCAAGGUGUGGUACUUGGUCGGAAUUGAUUUAAUAGAAGCCCCUACUACAUCUCAAAACGGCAACAGAUUCCUUCAGUCCCGUAGGUGUAAGAGGCCUCUGUAUAAAUUGUGUGACAACCUUUCGUGUGUCAAGUAGCGCUGCAGGGUUAAGUUGUACAGGCCUCAAAUGUCAUGCAUACUAUCAAUUCAACACCGCAAAACUCAGUUUUAUUCAUGUUUGUCUUUUGAUUCCUUUGUUUAGUAUUCUUGUUUUUGGCUGUUUGGAAUCAGACGAUCGCAGCUGCCGGCGAUUGCGGCAUAGCUCGCUUGUAAACAGUUCUAUUAAAUAAAAUUGAAGCUUUGCAAACAAUGAAGCGUUGGAGAGCGAAGCGAUGUUAUGCGGUUGUAAAUUUCAGUUUCGUCAUGUUUUGAGCCAACGUUUACUGCCUAUGGGGUUUUUUUCUGCACAAGAAACCCGGCGAAAAGUGUCAGACGAUAUAAUUCUAACAUGCAUCUACUCUAUUCAGCCGUAAAUUCGUGAUUAACAUCCCCGACUUUUCCCCAGUCUGAAAUAAUUUAGGCAAAGUCGAAGCGAUCAGCGUUUUGGGCAUCCCCCACCGGGGAUGCCCAAAACGCUAGGGAUUUGGGAAUGGGGAUGCCCAAAACGCGGGGAUGCCCAAAACGCUGUGACACCGCGGGAACGUUGGGAAGGCGGAGAGAGCAGACAAACUUUCCUUGGAAUGCAUUCUUUUUCUCCCAGGAAAGGCUGGUAACGAGUCCGGGGUAAGGUAAAAAGGACUGGUCCUAUUUGUGGGGACUUCUUACCGCAGAACGCAGAGUCAGCCAUGGUGAAAUACUGGUUGUAGGCCCCUUGAAGGAAAGAAGCGAAAUAAAACUAAUCAAGACGCGCGUGUACACGCACAAAGGAAAUUUUGCGUCUGCACUCAGUUCAUCCAGCACAAAGAUUUUCCCUUCAGGGACACGCUAUCUUUCUAUCAAGGUAUUAACCAAAUCCCUGUACCACUGUAUUGAAUUCCCUCUUUCAGGGUGCCUGAUUGCUGGUUUCCUACUCAUGACCGAGAUGGCGACUCCUAAAUGGCGGCGCUGGGCUAACUGUUUAUCGCAGGUUGCCUACGGUGUUGGGAUUGCUGUGCAAGCCUUGAUUGCGUUCUUCAUCAGAGACUGGAAACCCUUCAGUUUAGUGAUCACUCUACUUAACUUGCCGUUCAUUGCUUACUACUGGUAAGGGAAGACCCUCAUACUCUCUUGUUCAUGUUUAUAUUCUCCAUUCCCCCACCCCACCCCCUUAGCCAAACAAACCUGGAUCUCAAACCCCGUUCUAAAACGGCGUCAGUUUUCGAAUGUCUAAACGGCAACUUCGUUUUAUGGGUGUUAUCUUGGAGAGAGAACGAGAGUCAAUGUGAAUCGGAGGCCUAUUAUUAAAUGUACACGAACACGAUCUAAAAAUUAACCGUCUGCACAAAUGACUAUUUUUUUAGUUCAUAAUAUCACCGUUUCUAAAAUUUAACGCACUAGAGUGCAUUGCAAAGUCAGAGGAAACGCAACUAUAGAGCUCGAAUCUACAAAACUAGACAGCGUACGUUUUUCGGCCAUAAGCCUUAGGUUAAUUAUUUAAGGCAAGAGAGUACAAAGGAGCCCUUUCAACGACAUUAUUUUCGCUUGAUUACCAUAGGUUUAUUCCGGAGUCACCUCGCUGGCUUUCAGCUAGAGGAAGAGUGGAAGAGGCCGAAGCGAUCUUACGUAAAAUGGCAAAAACAAAUGGUACGGAGUACCCAGAAGGAGCUGUACAAGGGAUGCAGACAGAAGGAAAACCCGAGGAAAGAAAAAAGACUUAUCACCUGUGGCACCUGUUUAGCAAUCGAUACUUGAUAAGAAUCACUCUUAUCGAGGCCUGGUCUUGGUAAGUUGAAAAGGGAUCCUGUCUACACUAGUAAUGAGACAGUAAAGAGAUAGGUUUCUAUAUGAUAUCAGUCUAGACACACCGCAUCUCUUAACUAGAAUCUUAACCAGAAACCGGCUAGCCCGCAGAUCCAAAGCGUACAAACGUCUGAGGGGUUUUCUUUUCAAGUUUUCUCAACAAGUGCUCUUGUGCAAGCAAAACAUAAUAGUUGGUCCUUUGAGGCUCGCAAACGCCAAAUUGCACAUAGCUACUAAAACAGACUAAAUGAACCAUGGCAGUUGCGGCUGAGCAGGAAAUACUGUCUCGUUGUAUCUUUCUUUUAUUUACAGGUGCGUGACCAGCAUGGUGUAUUACGGGCUCGGUUUCAACUCGGGCAAUUUGGCGGGAAAUUUUUACUUGAACUUUGCUGCAUCUGGAUUGGUGGAAAUUCCUGCGUACCUGCUGGCCACAUAUCUCGUAGAGAAGUAAGAAAAAUCUCUUAGUGGUAUUCUCUUUUUGAUAGUAUAGUCUGUAAGGUGGGUGUAGGGUUUAAUGGUUCUCGAUAAUGUGACGUCACAUUUUUCCACCGUGUUCGAACAGAUCACGUCAGUCAGUCUCCUAUCCAGUUGUUCUAUUAUCCAUGAUUUGUACGUAGGGGUCGACACAGAUGUGGCAGAAUAGCAGGGCAGUGCAGCGCGAGGACCCGCGCGCGCAUCUCUGUUGCGCGUCUCUUUUAACGCUUAAAAGUCUCCUGUGGAUUAAAAAUAUAGGUGAAGACUGGGAAGGGGCCAGGAUCCAUCUGUCAACACGAUCAUAUCAGAAUUAUAAAACACAAACAGUGGUGAUAACAUUGUGAGCUUUCGCAUUUUUAUAUACAACUAUUUCGAGAAAGGUUGUCAGAAAAACUGUGCACGCGACAAUCCCAAAGGGUAAUAUGGGGUACGAUCAAUACACUGUUCCUGACAUUGUAGCUGCUCAAUGUCAAGGCUGGUUUUCACAGGCGACGGAGUAGCAAGAGCACUCGAAAAUGAAAAAUCGGAGUCCUGAGUGGAGUUAUAAUCGCAAGAAUCAAUACGUUUCCAGUCGGACACCGCUUGUAACUCCGUCGCUUACGACCUCGUGAAAACGAGAGAGUGAAAAUUACAUUGUCAUAAGCAUUGUCAUAGAAACAGCCGCGGAAGAAUAUACCAAUGAAAAUGCUCAUACCCUCAUCAUGUGAAGGGUUUAUUUAUUUAUUUAUUUUUUCGCUUCUUUCCGAUCCGAUUAGCCAGAUCGUAAACGACGAAGACGUAAAUGGGAUCCGAUCCGUCGAUUAGAUCAUAGCGUUCUAGAUGUGUUGUGGUCGUCUUUUGUACAGGGUCUUACUAUCGCUUACAAAAAACUAAGGUUUCACUCGUCCUCCUCACUACAAUUUAGUUGUCUUUUUUCUCAUAUCGCCCUGUUUAAUUUUUUUCUGACAGAGUGAACCGCCGUUUUCCUUUGGUGGCUUAUUAUAUUAUUGGAGGAGUGGCUUUGAUAUGUGUUUUCUUCAUACAACUAUCAGGUAGAAUGCUCAAGUAACUGCAGUCACUCUAGUCAGACCGUAUUCGCCAUGCUUAUAAUCUUUUCCGUGGGAAAGAAAAUGUCAGUUAAAUACGUGGAAACAAUCUAAACACAGUCCAACCUGUACCUUCGAAUAUAAAUUCUGCAUAACUGCCAUAGCCACCGAGCAUGCUCUUCAUUUGGGGGACAUUACGAGAAGUCAUGCGCGAGUAGCGCGUGAAAGGAAACGCGAGAGCGAUGGGCGGGGGUUUGCCGCUUGCUCAUGCGUUCUCCCCCGGCUCGUUUUGCUGGCCUAUCGGAUUGGAGAGCUUGCUUGCAGGGUAUCACGGCCAUUUAGAAGCGAAAGAUGUAGAAACAAUUUUCUAAUCUUCUUUCCAUUGCCCCAAAAUAUGAUGUCGCAUUACUCCUCUUACCCACCUAGCCCACCGAUAAGGGGCAAACCAACCCUCGGUAUGUAUGCGAGAAGGAAAAGUGAUGUUGUAGCGUAGUUUUUUUUUUUAUAACAAAGAGAGAAAUGUCAUUUCGCUAUUACCCUUAAAAAUUAAUGAAUAAAACCGACAAUAUACAAAAUUGCCCUUGUAGUACUUAUGUUGCACCAACCAGAUGAUUGAGAAAUGCACCGGAAUAAAUUCACGAUCUUUUUCCUCAGGAAAGCAAGAUGAUCAUAAAGCUCUCAUCAUCGCACUGGCCUUGAUUGGAAAGUUUACUAUCUCUGCUGCUUAUUACCAGAUUUAUAUACACACCGCGGAACUGUACCCAACAGUCAUAAGGUAAUAACACAACAUGGAGUGGAACACACUAGCCUGUUUACAAUCCCCUGUUUUUCCUUAAGAUCGUUGAGAUCGAGGGCUUACUGUAACGGGCGGCCUUAAUUUGAAGGAAUCAUUUUGAAAGAAUUUCUAGUCAACUUAACAUGGCUUUUUGCGUUUUUCCUACCCUGUUUGAAUGUUUCGCGCCAGGAGAGGGCAUAGAGCUCUAUCUUCUCUUGUCUGCGCUCAUUCGGGAAUGAUAUGAAAGAUCUCCCCACCCGGCUCAAGAUAAGUUAAAUGUCAAAAUUGUCUACAGUCUGUGAUCAUUAAAACCAAGAGACUAUGAGUCUCUUGUUAAAACUCAUCGGCGUCACAAACAGUAUAAGGGACGAGGAUCCAACUCGCGACUGAGAUGUGAAUGGGUUAACUCUUUAAGACCCCAGUAUGAUCAACAUCUGAAUUUUUUCCCAAAAGUACUUCUACAUUGUUACGAGAAAAGAUUUCGUCAAUCAACGAAAUGAUUACCAAUAGGUAAAUGCUUUUUUUUAAAAUAAUUAUCUCGCCUUAUUCUUUAGAACGUUUCAGGGAACAAGAAGUUAGUGCCAUAAGGUUUAGAAGGUUUUUUUCUAUUUUGGUGGGCCUUCUGUAUCUGUGCGCAUGCUAACAUUUUUCCUACCAAUAGUUUAUCAACCCCGUUCUUAGGUUUGCAUCCUUCUCGUCUCCUGGGAACGAGGCUUAACUGAUGAAGAGAAGGGUUUAUUGUUUCGUUUUGUUACUUUAACAGAACCAUUGGAGUCGGCUUCUCCUCAUUGUGCGCUCGAAUUGGAGGAAUGGCAGCUCCUUACAUAGUGGUAAGCAAAAACACCAUACUAGAACUGUCCUGCACCAGGAGCUAGAAAGAAACUACAAUCAUAGACAAAAGUGUUGGGACAGUUGUACAGUUCCUCCCCCCUCCCCCCCGCUCCCACGGACAAUGUUGAAACGGUCAAGGUACAAUUUCUUUGAUCUCUCAACAUUGUAUUGGGUGGGGAAGGGGGAGGGGUUAUGGAUUUGUAAAAUAAUGGCACUGCUUGUUACGACAUUACUUGUGAUACACCUACACUGUAGAAUUGCAGUUGUGUUCUCACUGCCCCAGGGACCUUUGUCCAGGAUUGUAGUUUGCGUCCUGUGACAAAAGUGGCAUGAACAUUUGCACUGGCGUUUAGCAACCAAUUCAAAAACUGACGUGUAGCCCUUCGGUCGCCUCGGUGUUGUUGUGUAAGAGAGCGAAAUCAAAUUGCCCUGUUUAAAUAGUGGCAUUUAUUUCAAAAUCGAAACUCGCUUUUCCAUGAAACAAGUUUCUUGAAGGUACUAUACUUGGGGAACAAGGGAUGGCGCAGUGGUGAGAGCGCUCGCCUCCCACCAAUGAGGCCCGGGCUCAAAUCUCAGCGUCGACGCGAUAUGUGGGUUGAGUUUGUUGUUGGUUCUCUCCUUUGCUCCGAGAGGUUUUUCUCUGGGUACUCCGGUUUUCCCCUCUCCUCAAAAAUCAGCAUUUCCAAAUUCGAAUUCGACCAGGGAUCAGUUAGACGAAGAACCACUUUGUGGAUGUGCUACCUCCAAAUCAUUAUUUAUAUUUAAAAUCUGCGUCAUAAGCCCUUGACAUAUUCAAUGUUAUAAGCGGUAGUGGCUAGGCUAGUACACGGUGGUUACAUCUGGAGGGUCUUUAUCACCUGAGUAAGAUGUUAGUGUCGAAGUAGAUGAUGAGCCUUCAAUCAGGGAAUGAUGCAGAGGAUUAUAGCCGCGGUUUUUCUGUGACGAUCGUUUGUUACCUUCCCAUUACAGGACAGCACUCCGUUAGUCGUCCCUGCAAUUGUGUUUGGUGCUACGUCGUUUUCAGCUGGUCUCACCGCCAUGCUGCUACCUGAGACACGUGGAAAACCACUCCCAAAUUUUGUUGGAGAAGCAACUCCAGAUGACAAAGAUCUUAUACCACUGGUAGAAAGGAAAGAACCAGCUGGGGGCGACGUGUCUGUCUAGAGGACAGUUAACUCUUCUUCUUGAUGUAGGCCUUUUUAAAAAGGAUUCCAGACACCUAGACUUCUAGCGCGUUCAAACGUUUGAGACGUUUUCUUUUCAAUUAGCGGCAUUUCAUUUCCCAUUACAGUCGAGGCAGGUCAAGCUUA
Messenger RNA from Porites lobata, 8975 nucleotides. The record is from the annotation of a GenBank genome assembly. Lineage: Eukaryota; Metazoa; Cnidaria; Anthozoa; Scleractinia; Poritidae.